UCCGCUCCCUAUCCCUAUCCUCUCACCGCCGCCGAGGCCACGCGCAUCGCACAUCGCGCAGCGUCCAGUGGCAUCUCGCUCGACACCACGCCCAUCCGCAGCCACGGGCGGCGGCCUCCUUGGCGACCAUGCUGCCCGGCAUCUCCUCGGUGCUGCGCCGCGAGCGCCGUCCGACGUCCGAGUCGUCGUCGCCGCACAGCCCGCAGCUCAGCGCCGUGCCGAGUGCGCCGCUGCCGGCGCUACCUGGCAGUGCCGGCGGCGCACAGCUCUCCUCUUCGUCGUCGGCCCGCCGUGCCGCCGCCCUCGUGGCCUCGGCGCGAGAGGCGCAGGCUGCCAGUGCCGCCUCGAGGCAGGGCAACGGCUACGGCGACGAGGGCCCGAUGCUGCCCGAGGAGAUGCGGGCGCGCGAGCGAGAACGGGAGCGUGCAGUGCGCCAGCAGAUCCAGGGUGGCAGCGGCCAGUCUGCUGCCGGCAGCUCGCGCGGCGAUCGAGCAGGACGCGAGAGCCAGGGCAGCGACGGCGCCAGUGGACCUCGCUACUCAUCGUCGCACAUGGAGUCGUCCGUCACGCGCCUGCUCGUCGCGACCAAGAUGCUGCUCGAGGCGCUGACGAAGUGGAGCACGGGCCAGCGCACCGAGACGCAGGUCUCAGACAUCUACGUGCGGCUGGGCAACGACUUCAACACGGCGAAUCAUGCGUUCGGCAGCUACGGCAUCGACAUGAGCGACCUGGCAUCUGUGCCCGACGACUUGCGCGCCUGCCUCGAGCGGUGCCUCUCCGAGGACGCCUCGCCGCAGGUGCUCGAGGUACAUCUGCCGCCGAUCCGCGAGAUCAUCAUCAACCUGCUGCAGGGCCUCAAGCUCAAGCAGGCCGAGUACAAGCAGUACCUGCUGGCGCAGCGGACGGGCGGCGGCGGCGGCUCGGGGCACCGCUCGCGCGGAUCGCGCAGCGAGCGGAGCAACACGAGCGAGGAGGUCUCGGGGCAUCGGCGGAGCACGACAGGCAGCAUCAGCCGCCGGCCAGUUGCGCCGCCGCCCGUGCACGACCGGCCCUUGUCGCGGCCUGGCUCGAUGGUCGCGUCGCCGACGAUCGGUGCAGGGCUGUCAGAGCACGACGAGCCGCGGCGGCGUGGCACUGGCGGCAGCAGCAGCGCGCGCGAUGCAGGCAUGACGCCGCAAGCAUCCACAGACGGCAGCACGGUGUACGAGUCCGUCCGGGAGGAGGAAGAGGGCACGCCUCCCGCGCCGGCGGAGAAGAGAGCGCCAAACGACAUCGUGCGGCACUCGCUCGUCGACGGGCCAGUGCCGGACUCUGCCACUGGGCAGACAGUCACGCCGACGACUUCGCUCACGCAGCUGGCCAGCACGUCGGCUGUGCAGACGCCCGUCACUGCCACGUCUCCACCGCUCUCCUCCACGUCCCGCACUCCCGGCUCGGCGCGCGGACGCCGGGCGAUGGCGGCCGCCCAUGCAGCAGCCGAGGCAGAGUCAGAUCCAUCGCUGCGCGCGCUCAAGUCUCGCGACGCGCUGGAGCGGCGAGCGUCGAAGCGCUUCAGCGCCUACACGUUCAACAAAAUGGGCGUCGGCACUCCGCAGGGCUUCGGCCUCGGCAUGGGCCUGUCGAGCCUGGGCGGCGCGGCCAUGUCGCUGCACAGCCCCUCUAGCUCGCCGCUGGCAGAGCGCCGUACUACCAGCGAGGCGCAGCGCGCAGGCAAGCGCCUGGUGCGCGGCAUCUCCGGUGGCCCACCCUCGGACGCAGCAUCGUCAGGCGAUGAGGCGCGGCGGCCGAGAGGCGCCGAUGGUGCCGAUGCCGAAGGACUGGUGCCCAGCGGAAGCGAGGAGCUCACGCCAGGGCCGCUCAAUGGCAAGUCGCGCCUCAGUCCGCAUCUCUCGCCGCGCGUGCAGGGCUCGACGAGCCUGGCUCCGCCGCCAGUCGACACGUCCAAUGCAAACGCCAGCUCCACGGAGAGCCUGCCGUACGUUGACGCGGCAGACCCAUCACCACCGAGUCCGUACGAUCAGAUGGACGCAGUGCCGCCUGUGCCGCCACUGCCGACGGCAGCCGAGCGGAAGAAGCUGGAUGCCGCGCAGGCUCGUGCGUCAGCGCCGGCGUCCAACAUGCUGUCGCUAUUCCUGCAGCUUGGGCGGCAGACGCGGCGCGCACAGCUCGAGCUGCUGCCCGGUGCUGCCGGGCGCGGCCUGAGCGUGGGCAAGCUGCGCAUGCUCUUCAUGGAUCGCUUCGGCUACUCGCCGCGCAAGGAGGACUUCCCCACGAUCUACGUCAAGGACGUGCCGAGCGGCGUCAGCUACGAGCUCGAAGACCUCAACGAGCUGCAGGAAGGCGCUGUGCUGACGCUGAACAUCGAGCCGCUCGACCAGGUCAAGCAGCACCUUGAUCUCGUGCUCGGCACGAUCACGCGGGAGUUGCGCGAUCUGAAGACGGCCGUGCACGACCGCGACCGCGAUCGCGAGGCGAACCGUCGCGCGAGCGUCAACUACGCGAGCGAUGCGCUCGCCGCUGUCAAUGCGGCCGCCGAGGCAGGCCCGUCGAGCCGCAUCACCGACUCGCAGUUCACGUCUGCUGGCGCACGCGUGGCGCAGCAGCUGAAGCGCGCCGGCACGCUGCGCGAGGAGGCCAACGAGGGCGUCGAUUCGCCGACGAUGAGCACGGCGUCGCACAGCUCGGGCGCCACGAGCGGUGCACGCAUUGCUGGCGAGCUGAAGCACCAGUACGAUGAGGUCCAGGCGCUGCGGCGCGAGCUCGCCGUGCUGCGGCAGAUCCAGACGGAGUUCGGCGCCGACGUUGGCGGCCUGCUGGCCAAGCUGCGCGAGCAGUCGGCGCGCGUGCGAGCCAUUGCGUCGGCCGAGGUGCCGGCGGAGCGCAACUUCAUCAUCGCCGGCAAGGCGCGCCUCGACGGCAAUUCGCAGGAGGUGCUCACGCUCGUCGAGGACCUGCAAGACACCGUCGACGACCUCAAGCUCGACGUGAUCAAUCGCGGCGUCAAGCCCAAGCCGGCGCUGAUGCGCAAGGUGGGCGACGACAUUGCGCGCGCGACGCGUGGCCUCGAGGAGCUGGAAAAGUACGUCGAGACCGUCAAGCCGAGCUGGAAGAAGACGUGGGAGGCGGAGCUGCAGAACAUCGUCGACGAGCAGGAGUUCCUCAACCACCAGGAGGGCCUCAUUGCCGACCUGCGCGACGACCACGGCGCGCUGCAGGACGUGUACGAGAACAUUCAGCAGGUCGUCAAGCUGCGCGGCGUUGGGCGGCCGUCGGGCGCCAACGGCAAGGGCUUCCUGCCGCCGCCGCCCGAGGAGGGGCACGAGGGCCUGACGACGGUGAUGCUCGAGGUGCGCGGCCAGUCGGUCGACCACGAGAAGCGUCUCAAGGCGCUGCAUGCCGCCGAGCGGCUGCGCGCCAAGGAGAUCGCCAGCCGCACUGACGAGUUCACCGACGAGCUCUCGGGCUUCGUCGAGGGCAAGGCGCUGCGCAAGACGGGCGGCCACCUCGAGGCGGAGCGCGUGCGCUCGCGCCGCGACCAGCAGACGAUGCGCGCCAUGUUCUCCGGCGGUGCCGACGCCGUUGGCGGCGCGCCGGGCGCCAUGUCAGCCUCGCGCCCGCCGCCCAAGCUCGUGCUGGGCGGCAAGCCGGCGAGCCGCGACGGGCCCGUCUCGCCGCACGACGAUCCCUCCAGUCCGCUCUCGGAGGCCGAUGCCUAGAGCGGCCUCCGAUGCCCUGCCUCUGCUGUCCUUCUCCCUGCUUCUCUACUCAUCAUCUGGUCGCUUCAGCAUUCCAAUCAGACGACUCCAGG
This is a messenger RNA of Tilletiopsis washingtonensis, 3808 nucleotides long. RefSeq names its product AIP3-domain-containing protein. The coding region runs from base 129 to 3716 and encodes 1195 amino acids. The transcript has 4 exons. Gene Ontology annotation, biological process: establishment of cell polarity. NCBI's taxonomy places the organism in Eukaryota, Fungi, Basidiomycota, Exobasidiomycetes, Entylomatales. The record is from RefSeq and is a predicted model, not a curated record. Gene Ontology annotation, cellular component: cytoplasm; cell tip. Gene Ontology annotation, molecular function: cytoskeletal regulatory protein binding.